AUGGAAUCUACGUCUUUACCGUUUGUUAAAAUCAUGGUAAUUGGCGGUGGCUUCUCUGGGCUGGCAAUGGGGUGCCAGCUGAAGACAAAACUUAACUGCGAUGACUUUGUCAUCUACGACCGAGCUGCUAAAGGUGGCGGUACUUGGUGGGCAAAUCAGUAUCCUGGAUGUGGGGUGGACAUUCCCGCUGUCUUUUAUAGCCUGUCGUUUGCUCCCAACCCGAACUUCACGAAAGCUUUUCCAAAACAGAAAGAAAUAUUAAACUAUUUCAAUAGUGUGGCUGAUCACUUUGAUGUCGCCCGACACUUUGUGUGUCACGUUGAUUGGGAAGAAGCACAUUGGCAGGAGGCUUCCAGCACCUGGCUAGUUAAACUGAAAGACCUUUCUACCGGGAAAAUCUUUCAGCAGCAAUGCUCCUUGCUUGUAUCAGCUGUUGGUGGGCUUACAGUUCCUAACAAGUUCCAGUUGGAUGGCAUUGAAAGAUUCGAGGGAGACAUCAUUCAUACAGCGAAGUGGAAGAAUGAUCUUUCUAUGAAAAACAAGAAUGUAGUGGUGAUUGGCAACGGCUCUUCAGCGUCACAACUGAUCCCAAACAUUGCGCAAGAUGCAAAGUCCAUCACACAAUUUAUUCGUACACCGCAGCAUUAUAUGCCGAGUCAAGACAUGCCGAUACCUCAAAUCUGGAUGACGCUCUUCCAGUACGCUCCAAUCAUUCUCCAAAUACUGCGGGCCAUCGUGUUCUUGUAUCUAGAAACCUCUGGCCCUCAAUUUAACCUCACCAAAGAUGGGGCCAAACGAAGACAAUCCGCACAUGAGAGAAGUGUUCACUAUGUUCAGUCAACGGCACCAGGUGAGCCCCACCGGAGGGUAUUUGACAACGACAAGUACAUUGCCAUUUUGAAUCGGGAGAAUGUUCAUCUGACAGAUGAUCCCGUUGUCUCACUCCAGCGAGAAUCAGUUCUCACGAAGUCCGGGCAGAUACACCCCGCCGAUAUCAUUGUGUUAGCCACAGGCUUCGCCCUCGCGCAAUACGACAGCAAGUUGAUAGGCCGAAACGGACUCAGUCGUGCGCAGCAUAGGGAGAAAUAUGGAACCUUUGAAGCCUUUAAAACGGUAGCUAUGGCUGGAUUCCCAAAUUUCUUUUACAUUCUGGGCCCUCACUCUGGGCGGGGGCACACAUCGACACUCCUUGCAGUUGAAAAUUUUAUCGAUCUCAUCAUCCAAGUAGCAAAGCCUGUCAUUCAUAAUCAAGCCUCUUACGUUGAAGUGAAGGAAUCCAGUGAGCGGCAGUAUCAUCAACAGAUUCACGCUGCUAUAGGCAAGACUGUUUUCAGCGACCAGUGCAGCAGUUGGUACAUUGACAAGAAGACGGGAAAGAAUUGGUUCUCAUAUCCUUGGAGUUCUUUCACGAUGUGGUACUCAACUCACCUUGGUGAUAAUACUGAUUGGGUCUAUCAGAGCGACCAAGGCUGCCCGUGA
Penicillium antarcticum is the source of this 1479-nucleotide messenger RNA. RefSeq names its product flavin-containing monooxygenase. NCBI's taxonomy places the organism in Eukaryota, Fungi, Ascomycota, Eurotiomycetes, Eurotiales, Aspergillaceae. The coding region runs from base 1 to 1479 and encodes 492 amino acids. The record is from RefSeq and is a predicted model, not a curated record. Gene Ontology annotation, molecular function: flavin adenine dinucleotide binding; N,N-dimethylaniline monooxygenase activity; NADP binding. The transcript has 9 exons.